CGGCGGCUCCGCGGGGCUGCGGCGGCCGAGGCCUCGCAGGGAGCGCCCCGGGCCCCCCCGGCGCCCCCCGGGCCCUGCGCGGGCCGAUGGCGGCGGGGGGCUCGGCCGCGGGGCCCCCCCGGCGCUGGGAGCCGCGGCCCGGCCGGCAGCGGGGAGCGGGCCCGGCCCGGCCGUAGAGCGCGGAGCGGCGGCGCAGGUUUGCCAUGGCCGACCCCAGCCACAUCCAGUCCGCCGCCUCCAAGAGCAUCCGCCCGUUCCGCUCCAGCGAGGAGUACCUGGAGGCCAUGAAGGAGGACCUGGCCGAGUGGUUCAACACCCUCUACGACCUGGACAUCCAGGCGGACACCUUCCUGGAGAGCCUGGAGACGGGCUGCCACCUGUGCCGCCACGCCAACACGGUGACGCGCGCGGCGCGGGAGUUCCAGGAGCGGCGGCCCGAGGCGGCGGCGCGGCUGCGCCUGCCCCGCUCCGAGGUGCUGUUCCAGGCCCGGAACGUGGCGCCCGGCUCCUUCAUCGCCCGCGACAACGUCUCCAACUUCAUCCGCUGGUGCCGCCAGGACCUGGGCAUCCAGGACGUGCUCAUGUUCGAGACCAACGACCUGGUGCUGAAGAAGAACGAGAAGAACUUUGUGCUCUGCCUGCUGGAGGUGGCCAGGAGGGGCUCCAAGUUUGGGAUGCUGGCGCCCAUGCUGAUCCAGAUGGAGGAGGAGAUUGAGGAGGAGAUGAGGGACCAAAUGGCGGACGGCGCGCCGGGCACGGGCCGGGAGAGCCGCGAGCCCCGGGCGGGCGCCUGCCCCAGCCGGGCCCGGCCCGUGGCGCUCUGCGACCUCCGGAACCUGGACGAGCUGGUGCGGGAGAUCCUGGGCUGCUGCUCCUGCCCCUCGCAAUUCCCCAUGGUCAAGGUCUCGGAAGGGAAGUACAAAGUGGGCGACUCCAACACGCUCAUCUUCGUCCGAGUGCUGCGGAGCCACGUCAUGGUGCGCGUGGGCGGCGGCUGGGACACGCUGGAGCAUUACCUGGACAAGCACGACCCGUGUCGCUGCGCUGCCCUCGCUCACCGCCUGCCCCAGCCCCGCACCCCGGGCGUGUCCCCCCAAAAAGCAGCUCCCGGCACCUCCUCGUCCCGCGCCUCCAGCCCCAGCACCCCCCGGCGCCCCCGGCCCCCCCAGCCCCGGGGGGACCCCCCGAAACCCCUCAGGCAGGAGGGUGUCCCCCCCCGGGGGGGCUCCGGCAGCCCCUCCAGGAGCCCCGCGGAGCCGCGGGGAGCGGCAGCGCUCAGGCCGCGCGCCCCCGCGCGCUCCCGGCGCUGCUCGGGUGACCGCGACUCGUCCCCGGUGCCCCCGGCGCAGAGCGGCCCCCGCCGCCCCCCGGGCCCCCGCCGGGACCCCGCCGAGCCGCCGGGGCCGGGCUCCCCCCGCAGCCCCGCGCCGCUGCUGCUGAUCCGCCGCCGGCCCGACGGGCAGCACUCGUGGGCCCGGCCGGAGCCGCCCGGUGCCGGUACCGGGCCCGGCCCCGCGGGCACCCCCGGCAGCCGGCGCGACCCCCGGCCCGGCCCCGGGGACCCCGAGGAGCUGGCGCGGCGGCUGCGGGCCCCGCGCUGGCUGGAGCCCGGGCAGGAGCAGCGGCUGUUCCAGCGGCUGGAGGAGGAGUUCCUGGCCAACACGCGGCUGCUGGAGCAGCUGGGGGACACCGAGAGCCCCCCGCCCGCGGCCCCCGCCGCCGCCGACUCGGCCUAUUGCUCCUCGUCGUCCUCGUCUUCCUCGCUGAACGUGUUCGCCAAGCACGGGCCGCCCGCCGGGAGCAGCGACGGGAACAACAACGGGAACAACAACGGGAACAACAACGGGACCGGUAACGGGACCAGUAACGGGAACAGCGGCGGGUGCCCCCCGCUGCCCGCCCACCCCAGCCUGGCCGAUGCCCGGCGCCGCUCCACCUUCUCCAGCUCCUCCGACGAGAGCUGCUGCCUGCCGGCGUCCUGGGACAGCCGGGAGGCUCCGGGGAACCCCGGCUCCGACACGGACUGGGCGGCGGGCGAGGACGAGCUGAUGGAGGCGGAGGAGAGCCCGCGGCUCCCCGCGCGGCCGUGGGCCAAGCCCCGGCUGGACACGCAGCCGCACCGGGCGCCCUCCCGCAUCCCCACGCCCCGGGCGCACGGGCCGGGAGCCCAGCGAGCCCCGAACGGCGGCCCCAGGGCCUGGGGGGCUCUGCAGAGCAUCCCCCCCUCCCUGCUGGAGCCGCCCUGGGCGCCGCCGGAGCGCCAGGGGCUGGAGGAGAACGCGUGGCCCUGACAGGUGACAUGGGGACAGCCCCGAGGUGGCACCUGAGCGGAGACGCGCGGCCGGGAGGUGGCCACAGAGCUGGGGUGGCCAGGACUCCUCUUUGGUGACAGAAAGCAUUGGGGGGGGCCUGCGAGGAGCCCCCAGCCCCUGCCAGGCCCAGAGGGGGCCGGGGGAGCAGCUCCACGGGCGGGCAGGGCAGAGCUGGCACCUGGGAGCCGGGCUGGACAGCACCCAGCUCUUGGUCUCUUCAUCUCUCCUCAUUCUUCUGCACGUGUUUUCCUCAUCCUAACAUCUUGUCUUCUCCUCUUCUUGCUAUUGGCGUCAUCUUCCUCCUCAUUGGCUGCCUUCUCGUCUUCUCUCCUCCUCUUGGCCUCUCUCCUCUCCUCCCUCUGCCUCUCCCUCUGCCUCUCCCUCUCCCUCUCCUUUCCUCUCGUGCAGUUUCUCACCCCAGUCCCUAUUUCAGGGCCGAGGGGGGUCACUCUCCCCUCUCCAGCCCCAGCACUGCCCACAGCUCGUGCUGCUGUCCCUGGGGUGGGGCAGGGCUGUGUCCCCACCCCUGCAUGUCCUCUCCAGCCAGUAAAGACCAACGGAGCUGA
Oenanthe melanoleuca is the source of this 2878-nucleotide messenger RNA. It is a transcript of the gene GAS2L1, whose product is annotated as growth arrest specific 2 like 1. Gene Ontology annotation, molecular function: actin filament binding; cytoskeletal adaptor activity; microtubule binding. The record is from RefSeq and is a predicted model, not a curated record. Bases 204 to 2291 code for a protein of 695 amino acids. Gene Ontology annotation, cellular component: actin filament; microtubule plus-end; stress fiber. Gene Ontology annotation, biological process: microtubule bundle formation; actin crosslink formation; regulation of microtubule polymerization or depolymerization. The transcript is spliced from 7 exons. Lineage: Eukaryota; Metazoa; Chordata; Aves; Passeriformes; Muscicapidae.